Paramecium sonneborni is the source of this 544-nucleotide messenger RNA. NCBI's taxonomy places the organism in Eukaryota, Ciliophora, Oligohymenophorea, Peniculida, Parameciidae. The record is from the annotation of a GenBank genome assembly.
AUGGAAUUGUGGCAAGUUAAGAAGAUCAAUAUUAUUUUUUUUGAUAUGCACAUUUCCUAAUCAUAUAUCUAAAAAGAUGAGAAUAUUUUUGAUUUUUUUCAUAUCCCAAUAUCAAUAAUCGAGGACUUACGAAGAAAAUCAGAUAAUUAAUUUACUUAUGGAAGUAAUGAGGUAUAGACAAACAAAAGAGAAAAGGCUAAACUAAGAAAUAUAUAACCCAAAAUAAUGGAGUGCUUGUUAUUUGCUUAAAUGUUUCUAUAGGAAUUUCGGAUUGUUAACGUUAUAUCAAUUACCUUAAUGUAGUGGUUAAAAAAGAAAUUUAAAGAAUAAUAGCCAGAGGUAAGAAGAUAUGACAAUAAUUUUUAAUAGAUAUAGAAUUAUAAUAAGAGAGAACCAAUAAUGUAAAAUAACAUAAUAAAAUUACCCUUUUAGAGAUUUAAUAAACCUGGAGUUAAUUUCAAGUUUUAAAAUUAUCAUCAAGCUUUAUGUAUAAAAGUUAAAUUUUAUUUUAUCUUAAAUUUUGUUAAAUUUUAUUUUAAGUUGA